CAGAUGAGAAGAGAGGAUGUGAGAACGGUGAUGUAAGGCUACAAGGUGGGGCGAGUCCUUACAAUGGCUAUGUUGAGUUCUGCUGUGACAGAGUAUGGGGAGGUGUCUGUAGUGAUGGGUGGGAUCGCUAACGACACUAGGGUUGUUUGCAGGCACCUAGGUUUUGACGCCGGAGAUGGUGUACUUAUUGAUGCACCUCCUGAUGCUGCUGAGAAUGCACUGGCAUUUCUGGAUCCAAUCACAUGUACAGGGUCUGACAGAUACGUGAAUGAGUGCAGUCAUAAUGUACUAUCAACAGCAGGAGAAUGUACCAAAAUAGCAGUUUCAUGCAGGAAAUUCUCUACUGCAGUUGGUGCUAGCUCCCCUAAGAGAGGCUCACUACUAACAUGGGCUGUAAUAGGAGUUGCAGUGUUCACCUUACUAGUAGCAUUUGUAGCAGUUAUAGUUCCACUACUGGUGGUAAUGUCCUCCAAGAGACACAGGAGGAAGCAGUUGGAGAGGAUGCAGCUCGACAUAAUGGCUGUAGCUGGUUUAAAUGUCCCCAACUUGGAGUCAACUCACAGAACACAAUCCAUGGUGGAAAAUGAACCAGAUGAAAAAGAAGCACCUGAUGAGGCUGGAGCCAACAACCCUUACUGCGAGCCAUGGCCAGCUAGUGAGUCGACAACCUUCUCACACAUAUCUUGGACCAGGGUUCCCUCAUAUGGUUUGAGAGAGUUGGCCAGGGGGAAGUUACUGAUCAAGAGUGGAGAUAUUACUAUACUGGAGUGUAUUGGGGAAGGGGAAUUUGGGAUAGUAUACAAGGCAAGGCUGCAGCUAUCCAAGGCAGAAGUAGCUGUAAAGACAUUUAAAGGUGAUGUCGACCAGGUCGAGGUGGACAAGUUUCUGGAGGAGAGUCUGAAAAUGAGUCGGUUCAGCCAUGCACAUGUCAUGAGCCUCACUGGAGUCUGUCUGGAAGCUGGCUACAUAAUUAUGCCAUACAUGGCCAAUGGGAGUCUCCUCACCUAUCUCAGGAGAGAGAGAAAGAACCUCGUUUUACAUGAAUCUGAUGAAGAUGAGGUAGUGGAAGUUCGCAAGCGGCUGAUGGUCAUGUGUUCCCAGAUAGCCAGUGGGAUGCAAUACCUGGCGGCCAAUAAGUACAUCCACCGCGACUUGGCUGCCAGGAACUGCAUGAUCGAUGCACAUUUCCUGAUCAAGAUCUCAGAUUUCGGUCUGACGGAGGAUGUGUUUGAGAGGAACUACUACAGGCAGGGCAAGAGCCAUGGGGAGAGAGUGAAACUGCCAGUCAAGUGGAUGGCUCCAGAGAGCCUCAGUGACGGACACUUCUCUGAGAAGAGCGAUGUGUGGUCCUAUGGGGUGACAAUGUGGGAGGUAUUCAGUGGAGGGAAAGCCCCAUAUCCUGGCACUGAUCCCCACACUCUUAUUCAAAGUCUAGAGGAGGGCUAUCGGAUGCCUCAGCCUUAUAAUGAUGCCUGUAACGAGGAAAUCUAUGGCAUAAUGAAGCAGUGCUGGCAGAUGAUGCCAGAAGAGAGACCAACAUUCACAGAGCUUUAUUUGACGGUUUCAAAUAUCAUUGAACGCAUGGCGGGCUACCUGCAGGUGGGUUAUAACCCCUUCUUAGGAAGAGGAGAUGAAGAGAAGGCAGAGGAAAUGGAGGAGGAGGAGGAGGAGGAGGAGAAGGAGGAAAAGGAAAACAACAAUGUAAAAGAGGAGGAGGAGGAGGAGCAACAGGAAGAGCAAGAGAGGACCAAUUCUGCUUCAUUAGUUUAGGCCUUAUCAUGGGCUUGAGUGUAGGAGAGUAAAGAGAUGACUGUUUCUCUUUUCAAUUCAUAAUCAUAAACUUUUUGUUGAACUAGAGUAACCAAACAAAAUGUGUAAUCCGUUUCGGACCCUCUCCUCCAGAGUGAUAUACAGACACAUACAGACGCUCUAAUAUU
Molecule: messenger RNA, 1937 nt
Organism: Geodia barretti
Lineage: Eukaryota; Metazoa; Porifera; Demospongiae; Tetractinellida; Geodiidae
Source: the annotation of a GenBank genome assembly